AAUAACAUUAAAAAUGAUAAUCACAAAGGUAAAGAGAAGAUGUCUGAACAAGAAUAUCAAUCUCCUUCAAAAGAUUCAUUAACAGAAACAAUUUCAGAAUUAAAAGAAGUGAUUUGUAGCAAGAAUAAAACUAUUGAAAAAUACAUCUUAAGAUCAGAUAAUCAAGAACAUGAAAUAGCACGUUUGAAAUGUUUGUACGCCGAAAAAGUUGGAAGAUUAAAUUUGGAAUUAAGCAAAGAGCAAAAAACCAGCGAAACAUUUGUUAAUAAAGUUAACAGGUUUAUAGAAAUUAUUAGAGCACAGAUGAAAGAAAAUGAAGAUUUAAAGAACCUUAGGGAAAAAGAUCAACGUGAAAAGAUUUCAAUUCAGGCAGAUCUAAAAGUUCAAGGAGUUGAUUUAUUUUCCAGGGCUUGGCAUAAAGAUAGAUUUCAUGCAUUAAUGAAUUUAUUGACAAAUGAAAUCAUAAAUUUAACAGACGAGUAUAAUCAAAAUGAAUCUGUUGCUGCUGAUACUACUACAGUAACAGUCACUGCUACUGUGGAAUCUGUUGCUACCACUGAUAGUAAUAUUAGUGGGGAAGAUAAUCAAAUUGCAAAUAAUGGCGGUGGUGACGAUGAUCAUGAUAUUAACAAUGAUUCCAACACUAAUAUUAAUAUCAAUUAUAAGGAGGAAAACGAGAAAUUGUUAACUGAAAUUGCAAAUCUUCGUGGAGAAAUUGAUUUAUUGAAACAUGAUAGUCAACAAAGGAAAGAUGACAGUACUAUGAUAAAUAUGUUGAAUGUUUGCCUUGGAAAUUCGAAUAAAAAUAUUAAUGGAUUAAUAAAAGACUUGAGUGCUGCUAAAAAAGAGACACAUCAUAUGAUUUCACAACUAAAUAUUGUAAAAAAUCAAAAUAUUAUAUUAGAAUCAGAUUGUGCAAAAUUAAAACAAGAAAAACUUCAAUCGGAAGCAAGUAGAAAAAUGUUAAUUAGUGAAAAUAAUAAAUUCAAGGAUGAUAACGAUCGAUUAAAUCACGAUAUCAAAAUAUUACAAAAUUAUAAAAAUACAUCAGAUUUUAAUCUUGAACUUUUAGAUAAUAUUAAUGAUGAAUUAACGAAAAGUAAUAUUCAAUUGGAUUCUCAGUGUAGUAUUUAUGAAUGUAUGAUCGAAAGGCUUGAGGAUAUAAGUAACCACCAAACAUAUGAAAUAAGAAAAUUAAAAGAAGAGAUUGAUAACCACAAAUGUUGUAAAGAGAAGAUGUCUGAACAAGAAUAUCAAUCUCCUUCAAAAGAUUCAUUAACAGAAACAAUUUCAGAAUUAAAAGAAGUGAUUUGUAGCAAGAAUAAAACUAUUGAAAAAUACAUCUUAAGAUCAGAUAAUCAAGAACAUGAAAUAGCACGUUUGAAAUGUUUGUACGCCGAAAAAAUAUCAAAGGCAUCCACUGUAAGAUACCCAACAAAGCAUAACAAGACAAGUGAAUUACUGAUAGCAUCACAACUUCUCAAUGUUUCAUAA
Messenger RNA from Entrophospora sp. SA101, 1494 nucleotides. NCBI's taxonomy places the organism in Eukaryota, Fungi, Glomeromycota, Glomeromycetes, Entrophosporales, Entrophosporaceae. The record is from the annotation of a GenBank genome assembly.